GACUGAGAAAACUGGUAAUACGUGGCAAAUUAAAAUCAGAUACUCUGUUCCUGGUUGAAGUGUACAAAUCAUGGAAAUUCUGAAUUUAUCAAAGCCAAAAUUUCAAUUUUCUUUUCCUACAAUAUCCUCGGAGGGGAAUGCUUUCCAAAACAAUUGAGUGAUGCUGACGAAGAGUUCUACCUCCCAUUAGAGGUAUUUUAGCCAUGAUUAUCAAGAAUAAUAGGAUGGAGUAGAUUUAUUCCAUCUUAUCUGCAAUCGGAAGUUUUCAGGACAAUCUUACAAGUAGCAUCCUCCAGUUCUGGGGCAAAUGAGUUGGGACAUACAUACGCAGGCAACUUACCAUAGUUCUUGCUGCUAACCUUUCUGAAGAAGUUGUGAUCUGCAACCAUGUCUGCUUGGCUCAGUCUUCAGUGAGAAAUGUGAGACUCAGACACAGCCAAAGGAGCACAAUAGUGAAAUCAUCACUCUAAUGCUUUCCUUAAGGAAGGAACAUACAUCCUCAAGAUGGGAAGUAACAGCACAAACAGUAUAAGAACAAAGUGCACUGAUCUUCAAGUGUCAUUUCAGUACUCUCUCUAUGCAACCACUUACAUCCUCAUAUUCAUCCUUGGUCUUCUGGCCAACUGUGCAGUCUUGUGGGUUCUGUGCCACUUCAUUGGCAAGAAAAAUAAAGCCAUCAUUUUCAUGAUCAACCUCUCUGUGGCUGACCUUGCUCACAUGCUGUCCUUACCCCUCCGGAUUUACUAUUACAUCAGCCACCACUGGCCCUUCCAGAAGGCCCUUUGCCUGCUGUGCUUCUACCUGAAGUAUCUCAACAUGUAUGCCAGCAUUUAUUUUCUGACAUGCAUCAGCCUUCAGAGGUGUUACUUUCUGCUCAAACCCUUUAGGGCCAGAAACUGGACGCGUAGGUAUGAUGUGGGCAUCAGUGCUGCCAUCUGGAUCAUUGUGGGGACUGCCUGUUUGCCACUUCCAAUUCUGAGACAUUCUGGCUUAACCAACAACACUGAAUCCUGCUUUGCCGAUUUAGUGUUUCAACACAUUAGCAUGGCUUCCUCCAUUGGCAUGAUAACUGUAGCUGAACUUGGAGGGUUUUUUUUACCUGUUGUAAUUAUUACUUAUUGCACAUGGAAAAUGAGAAAAUCUUUACAAGAAUUCCAAGUUCCCCUUCAGAAUACCAAAGAGAGAAAAAAGGCUUUGUGGAUGGUCCUGAUGUGUGCAGUGGUGUUCAUUGUGUGUUUCACUCCUUACCACUUCAACUUCCCAUUCUUUAUGAUGGUGAAUGUCUUUUCAAACUGUUCCUUUAUUAAGAGCACCAUAUGUUUUCAUCAUUCUCUAUGUCUUGCGAAUCUGAAUUGCUGUCUUGAUCCCAUUGUAUAUUAUUUUAUGACCUCAGAAUUCCGUGAUAGGUUUUUGGAACACAGUGGUUUGGCUCUUCAGUCAUGUGUGAAAUGCAAAGACAGUGCUUUAGAAAUUCAUCACAGGAAGGAGGAUCUUCAAACUAUCUCCCUUGAAAUUUUGAAUGAUUCCAAGACAUUGUAAUCAAAUUACUAGCUAGAAUAAUCUAUGUUCUCUAUCGGUUUAGCUAUGUCACCUUGAAGAUUUUUUUAAAAAAUAAAUGGUAUUUUGAGUGCCUUAACAAAACAUGGCCUCCUUCCUUUCAACCUCAAAAUGAUCCCUUUGAAGGAAUUAUUCAUGACUAUAUUUUCUAUCCAAAUGGAAACAUAUUGUUAUAUGGAGCAUAUAAUAAAAUAUCUUUCUUUACAGAAAGUAAUAAGCA
Molecule: messenger RNA, 1777 nt
Organism: Callorhinus ursinus (northern fur seal)
Lineage: Eukaryota; Metazoa; Chordata; Mammalia; Carnivora; Otariidae
Product: putative P2Y purinoceptor 10
Biological process (GO): phospholipase C-activating G protein-coupled receptor signaling pathway; positive regulation of Rho protein signal transduction
Cellular component (GO): plasma membrane
Molecular function (GO): G protein-coupled receptor activity
Source: RefSeq, a predicted model, not a curated record